AUGAGGCAAAAGAAUUCAACAUCACUGCCUGUGUUCAUCUUGAUGGGAAUCACACUGAACACAGAGCUUCAACUUCCGUUGUUUGCAGUCUUCUUCAUCAUCUAUGUGGUCACUGUGGUGGGAAACCUGGGCAUGAUCAUUCUGACUAAGCUGGACUCUCGCCUACACACCCCUAUGUACUUUUUCAUCAGGCACCUAGCUUUCAUUGAUCUUGGAAAUUCCACCACCAUCUGCCCCAAGAUGCUGGUGGAUUUUGUUGGGGAUCAGAAAACCAUUUCUUUCUACGCGUGUGCCACACAGUUAUCAUUCUUUCUUCUGUUUAUUAUCAGCGAAUUCUUUAUCUUGUCAGCAAUGGCAUAUGACCGCUAUGUGGCCAUCUGCAGCCCUCUGCUGUACAGUGUGAUCAUGUCUCAGAGAGUUUGCAAUGUGCUUGUGGGCAUUCCAUACCUCUACAGCACCUUCCAGGCUCUGCUGUUCACCAGUAAGAUUUUCACACUCACUUUCUGUGGCUCCAACAUCAUCAGCCAUUUCUACUGUGAUGAUGUUUUCCUGUUGCCUUUAUUGUGCUCAAAUGAUGAAGAAAUACAAUUGCUGAUCAUAUUGUUUUCAGCACUGAAUUUGAUCUCCUCUCUUCUGGUAGUCCUUGCAUCAUACGUUAUGAUACUGCUGGCCAUUUGUCAUAUGCGUUCUGCACAAGGCAGGAAGAAAGCUUUCUCUACCUGCGGUUCUCAUCUGACAGUGGUUGCGGUGUUCUAUGGGACUCUGCUUUUUAUGUACUUGCAGCCUAAACCCACUCACUCCCUAGAAAAUGAUAAAAUAGCCUCUUUGUUUUACACUUUAGUGAUCCCCAUGCUUAACCCCUUAAUCUAUAGUUUAAGGAACAAGGAAGUGAAAAAUGCCUUCUACAGGGUAUUAAAUAAUCAAUUUAAAAUUAACACUUAA
This is a messenger RNA of Acomys russatus (golden spiny mouse), 942 nucleotides long. RefSeq names its product olfactory receptor 8K5-like. Gene Ontology annotation, cellular component: membrane. NCBI's taxonomy places the organism in Eukaryota, Metazoa, Chordata, Mammalia, Rodentia, Muridae. Gene Ontology annotation, biological process: sensory perception of smell; G protein-coupled receptor signaling pathway. The record is from RefSeq and is a predicted model, not a curated record. Gene Ontology annotation, molecular function: odorant binding; olfactory receptor activity; G protein-coupled receptor activity. The transcript has a single exon. Bases 1 to 942 code for a protein of 313 amino acids.